Molecule: messenger RNA, 2076 nt
Organism: Cryphonectria parasitica EP155
Lineage: Eukaryota; Fungi; Ascomycota; Sordariomycetes; Diaporthales; Cryphonectriaceae
Product: SET domain-containing protein
Exons: 3
Coding region: 1-2076 (691 amino acids)
Molecular function (GO): protein binding
Source: RefSeq, a predicted model, not a curated record
AUGGACGAGACUUUGAAGGGCCAACUGCCGACGCGGCGAAAGGACAGAGCACAGCUCAUUGAAACACACAACGCAUAUCUGAAAAAGCAGGAUCAGAACCGCGGCGCAGUACGAGCUGUCAAGCAGCCCGUCGCCUCUGAAGCAUACCCGCCCUGCAUUAAAGCCCUCAACGAACUUAAGAUUAUCGCAUUGAGUGAGCUUCGUAUUGAGUCUCACCACCGUGAAGAAGCGGUGAUCAUCAAGACAAUCAGCAAUGCAUAUCGCGGGGCGGCCUCGGUGUCGCUCGUGGAGGACGAGCAUGGAACUGUCGAAAAGCUGGCAAUGUACAACCAGAGCGACGCGUCUAUACUAUCUGCCCUACCGGAAGGCUGUGUGCUCGCUGUCAAGGAGCCGUACUACCAAAUCGACGGCAUCGAAAAGGACCAGUAUAUAAUCUGCGUGGACCAUCCAUCUGAUGUCGUGCUGCUGAGGCUCAGUGACCCGAUCAUUCCUCGCUCCUUGAGGGUCGGAUUGGACAGGACGGCCGAGGAUUGGAAGAAAGCGGGAGACGACGCCUUUCUGGUGAAAGACUUUCCAUUCGCGGUAUUUUGCUACACCCAAGGCAUUGAUAUCAGCAGUAAUGAAUCAUCUUUACAGCAAAACCUCAUGGCUAAAAGAGCCGGUAUCAAUCUUGCCCUCGCAAGAUAUGAUCAUGCCAAGCACGACGCGCUUGCAUCUCUAACCGGCGCUUCCAGUGACUGGAAAGCUUACCUCAUCGCCGGUCGCGCAGCGUACGGUCUUCGAGAUUAUCAGACCAGUCAUGAGAAUCUCAAGCGAGCCCUGGAGCUCAACCCAGACGGUGUCGGGGUGAAACGUGAGGUCGACCGGUGUCUAUCGCGUCUUUCAGAGCAAAGCCGCGGUUCUUUCGAUUUCAGACAGAUGUCCGAGUCAAUUCAUGCCCAGAGUGUCCAUCUGGACAGCGCCACUUUCACUGCUCGCACCAAGAUUGCGGCUUCGUCGUUGCACGGCCAGGGCAUCUUUGCCAAGGAAGACAUCAAAGCUGGCGAGGUGGUGUUUGUCGAAAAAGCCAUGACCAUGCCUCAUCAGUACGAGACGUCCCUGGCAGCUGCUGCGCUUUACGCCAUCAUGGUCCGGCAGCUGUGUGACAACCCCCCGCUAGCCAAGGACUUCUUCAGCUUGUACGGAGGCGACUAUACACGAUCAGGGCUCGAGGGCAAGAUCAUCGACGGUACGCCUGUUAUAGAUGUCUGGUUGGUGGAGGCUAUCCGACGGAACAACUGCUUCAGCGCGCCGCGGUCGACUCGCGACGAGACCAGGCCCGAUGUGAAGGGCGUAUCUCAGACGAAAGGGUUCUGGGCAUACGCAGCUCAUAUGAACCAUUCCUGCGUGCCAAACACGGCCCGCAGCUUCAUCGGGGACAUGCUCAUCUCGCGCGCCAAACGGGACAUCGCAGCGGGCGAGGAGCUGCUGCAGAACUACACUAAUAUCAAGGCCCAUUACGGACGGAGGCAAGGCGACUUUGGAAUCUGGGGGUUCCAGUGCACAUGUGAACUAUGCCAGGACGAGUCACGGUCGACGGACGAAAAUAGUGCGAGAAGGGAACGGCUACUUGCACAGAUUGAGAAGUUGGCCAACAAAAAGCCUCCCAGGGGGGUUGUCCCGGACGCUACCAUCCGCUCGAUGGAGCGCUUGACGAGGGAGCUCGAAGAGGCGCAUGAAGCGGAUGUGUAUGAUGAGCUGCCGCGGCUGAUGCUGAUCUACCCGACACAGUGGCUAUUGGAGGCGUACAAGGGGCGUAAGAACCGUGCAAAAUGCGUUGCAUCAGCACUCCGAGUGCUGCGAAAUUUCGGGUUCCCAGUCAGUGACGGCGAGGAUCCCAUGACACUGUUCCAAGAGCACGGGAAUAGGCCAUCUGUCCUGACGAUUCAUGUGGUCACCGCUUUGAGGGACGCUGCGAGGGAUCUCAGUUCCAUUGGAAGAAAGGAUGCAGGAAAGCAGUUCGAAAAGGCUGCAAAAUUUGCCUAUAUGUUACUGACAGGCUUCGAGGAGGACUUGGAUUUGCUGAAUGAGCCUUAG